Impatiens glandulifera is the source of this 558-nucleotide messenger RNA. Its product is annotated as NAC domain-containing protein JA2-like. The record is from RefSeq and is a predicted model, not a curated record. Gene Ontology annotation, molecular function: DNA binding. The transcript is spliced from 2 exons. The coding region runs from base 1 to 558 and encodes 185 amino acids. Gene Ontology annotation, biological process: regulation of DNA-templated transcription; system development. Lineage: Eukaryota; Viridiplantae; Streptophyta; Magnoliopsida; Ericales; Balsaminaceae.
AUGGAAAACAUGAGAUCUAUUUAUCGCGACCAUGUAUCCAUGAUCUUAUCUCAUCCCGGAAUGGAAUUUCGUCCCACCGAACAAGAGCUAGUUUAUGAAUUUUUAAUCCCCAAGAAUAGCGGAGAAUAUCUCAAUGAUCAUAUUAACGAAGUCAAUUUGUAUGGUCUCAAUCCUUUUGAUUUACCACAAACUGAUAGUUUCACUUACUCUGGGCGUCGCGGAACGCAAAUAAGGUGGUACUAUUAUGUGGCUACGGCCUCUAUUAAUGAUCAAGAUGGGAAGAGGAUUUCCGUUGGUGGUUAUUGGAAGAAGAAAGGUUGUGGUAUAAGUGUAGAAGGAAAUGGAGGUGUGGUUAUUGGAGCGAAAAGAAGCUUUGUGUUUUAUGCGACAGAUUCUGUAGGAGGGGCUAUUCGGACGAAUUGGAUAAUGCAAGAGUUUUCUCUAUUUCGUAAUCCCGAGCCUCCAUUUGUGUUAUGUCGCUUGUAUCGUCGAUCUACAGUUAGUCCCGUUGAAGUUAUGGAUCUUCGCCAAGGGGACGACACAAAUUUUGAUGAGUAG